AUGGCAUCUGAACUGGUAGGAAAACAUAUUGAGUUUUGCUGUCAUUUAAAAAGAGGAGAUGCUGAACAUGGUAGCAGCCCUGCUUAUGAAUAUGUGAAAUUCAUCCUGAGUAUAAAAGAUAUUUCUAAUGAGCCUUUGGUGCUCUUCCGUAGCUUCUUCCCCAGCUGGUCCUGUGAGUCGUCUGCCACAAAUCUUUCUUUGGAGAAUCGGUUUUUUCUGGUGGGGACCGUUUGUAUCUUCAGGGUUCAAACUCUAAGGGGCCUUUUCACUGUAAAGGAGUCCAAUGAAGAUGUUCUGCUGGUCCCAGAUUCGGACGAGGAACGUCUACCUGUGGCCCACAGAAGCGUUCAAGGCCAAAGAAGACGUUCUAGAAUGGAACUCCUGCAUGCUGAACCUGAUGCUCCUGCCUCAGAAGGUCAAGUUGAUAUUGUAAUGGCUGACCAGUAUGGACGACAAAAAUCUGUUCGUGUCAUUAAAAGAAAGUCUGUUACAUCUUAUGACUCCACAUCCACCUUGGAAACCAUACCUGAAUUGCCAGCAACAUCAUCUUUGCAGAGCUUUGAACUCGAACCUGAGGUGGGACGUGUGGAGCAGAUGGACCAGAUGGGUGAGAUGGAGCAGGUGCACGAGAAGCAAGAGGUGGACCAGUCACUACACCCACCACCAUCCAUCACAUGGUACAUCAACAGAUGGGAGAUGGAGCUGAUGAAGAAGUUCCAGAAGCAGCAGGAGAAGAUGACGCAGAUGCUGCAGGGUGAGAUCCGGAACCAGAGCCGCACGCUGGAAAUGUUGAAGGAGCAGCUCAAGGCAAUGCAGGAUUCCAAGUUCCAGGUCAAAGGCCAGUUCUAUAUGCAGCCGUCUACCUCACGCCACAUUCACAGUCCUGAGCCCCAGUCUUUGGAGCCAGUGCCCAAGAAACAACUCAUUGAGCCAAUGAACAGGUCCUUCCCAGACGUCCGGGAGGCCAAGCGUUUCUGUGGACCAUAUUCAUCCCAGUCCUUCCAGUUCCCUGAGGAGCUUGAGGAGCCCUGUGACGCCUCUUCCCAGCAGCCCGCUCAGGAGCUGGUGCAAUGCCCGCCACAGCAAGAGGGGCUGCAGGAGCAGUCACAGCAGCAUAAUGUUACUGUGGAGUACCCUGUGCUGCAAAUACUCCUGCCAAGCCAGCCUGGCCUCUCCUUGCCCCUCAGUGAUAACACCCAUAUGUUUAUGCCGACCCAGCCCACCACGGCUCCUGUCCAAUUAGUAGCUGAGCAGCAGCUCUCUGGCGACGAUCAUGGUGCAAGCCUUGGGGGCCAGGAAGACAGGAGUCAUAGUUUUCUUCCUGAGGUCCAGCAGGGGCCCUGCCUGGGUCCAGUGGUCCUGGAACAAACCCCAAGCUCUGAGAUGAUUUCUUCUACCAUCAUCCCUCAGUAUCAGACAAAUUCUGACUCAAACAUAGUCACGCUGCAGGUCCCAGAGGAUUACAUCCAACUUUGGCAACAGCCGGAAGACCCAGAGCGUCACCUUUACCUCCAAGUUAAUACUUGGCUUCCCAGUGAGCAGGCCUCCCUGCAGGACCAAGUUACCUGGGUCCAGCAGGCACCAGCCCCUGAGGCAGAAGUCCAGGGCUCUUCAGGUCUACAGCCUUCCCAAGACCACGUGAAACAUGAGCCAGACCAAAUCGGCUACUUCAUGCCUUCAGUGCAGCCCGACUUGCACGAGUAGCAGCAUCACCUGUAUUUUCCUCU
Molecule: messenger RNA, 1727 nt
Organism: Balaenoptera ricei (Rice's whale)
Lineage: Eukaryota; Metazoa; Chordata; Mammalia; Artiodactyla; Balaenopteridae
Gene: PASD1
Product: PAS domain containing repressor 1
Exons: 12
Coding region: 1-1704 (567 amino acids)
Biological process (GO): negative regulation of DNA-templated transcription; negative regulation of circadian rhythm; regulation of transcription by RNA polymerase II
Cellular component (GO): CLOCK-BMAL transcription complex
Molecular function (GO): DNA-binding transcription factor activity, RNA polymerase II-specific
Source: RefSeq, a predicted model, not a curated record